AAAUCAGAAACUAGAAGACGAAGACGAAGACGUAAAAAAUCUAAGAAAAACUGUACUAUGGCCACAGAUACUACGUACACCCAGACCCAGAUUUCCAAUAAAACGGUACCAAAUCAAAUGCCUCUCCAGAGUCAGAAAUCUUAUUUUGAAAAAACCGCCCCGGUUUGUACUCCGAUUCAUCAAUCUACUUCGACACUAACAACCAAAGUUAGUACCCUGUCUCAGAAAUCCGAUACCUUAACAACAGCCACGGUUUGUACUUCAAGCCACAAAUUAACUCCAGUAACAACAGCGCUGCUAAGUUCUAUGUCACAAAAUUCUUCCAUAUCAACGAACCCAGUUUGUACUUCGUCUCAGAAUUCUUCUACCAGAAGAAUAGUCCCAGUUUGUACUUCGUCUCACAAUUCUUCUACCAGAACAAUAGCCCCGGUUUGUACUUCGUCUCAGAAUUCUUCUACCAGAACAAAAGUCCCGGUUUGUACUUCGUCUAAGAGAAUUACUUCAAUUACUUCACUGGAUUGUCGUCCGUGUCAGAAAUCUACAACAAUAACAACAAUGCCAGUUACUUCUCUGCAUAAGAAAACUUCUUCUAUUGCAACAAACCCGCUGUGUAAUCGGUCACAAAACACUUCUUUUAUCCUAAAAACCCCGGUAAGUAUUUCGUCUCCAAAAAUUACUACAAUAACAACAGCCCGAUCCGAUGCCUUAACAACAGCCACGGUAAGUUGUGUGCCUCAGAAAACGUCCACCAUUACAACAGCCACGGUAAGUUGUGUGCCUCAGGAAACGUCCACCAUUACAUCAGCCACGGUAAGUUGUGUGCCUCAGAAAACGUCCACCAUUACAUCAGCCACGGUAAGUUGUGUGUCUCAGGAAACGUCCACCAUUACAUCAGCCACGGGAAGUUGUGUGCCUCAGGAAACGUCCACCAUUACAUCAGCCACGGUAAGUUGUGUGCCUCAGGAAACGUCCACCAUUACAUCAGCCGCGGUAAGUUGUGUGCCUCAGGAAACGUCCACCAUUACAUCAGCCACGGUAAGUUGUGUGCCUCAGGAAACGUCCACCAUUACAUCAGCCGCGGUUUGUACUUCGCCUCAGAAAAUUACUUCCAUAACAACAACUGUUUGUAGUCCGUCCAUUAGAUCUACUUCAAUGACGACAGCCCUGGUUUUUACUCUGAGUAAAACAUCAACUUCGAUGGUAACAGCUCAGAAUUUUUCUACCAUGCAAACAGCCCUGGUUAGUACUCCGUCUCAGAAAUUUAAUUCGAUAACAACAGCCCUAGUUAGUACUCCGUCUCAGAAAUCUAAUUCGAUAACAACAACCCUAGUUAGUACUCCGUCUCAGAAAUCUACUCCAAUGGCAACAGCACCAGUUUGUACUUCAUCUCAGUAUUCUACUUUAUCUACUUCACAGACAACGACCACAGUUCUUACACCGACUUCUUCUAUUGUAUCAGCCCUAUCUCAAAAAUCUGGUUUAGUAGAAUUGGAAUUAGUUACAACAAAACUCCACUCUCAAACACCAUUUUCAUUAGAAAGAGCUAUAAUAAGUGGUAGGUCUAAGACAGCAUAUAUAACUUCGGUUAGUUCUCCGUAUUCGAAAUCAACUUUUGUAGAAACAGAAUCGGUUAGUGCCAAAAUUCCACAAUCUUCUUCUGUAGACGAAGUAUCGAUUAGUACCAAACCUUCCCAAUCUUCUUCUGUAGACGUAGUAUCGAUCAGUACCAAACCUUCACAAUCUUCUUCUGUAGACGUAGUGUCGAUCAGUACCAAACUUUCACAAUCUUCUUCUGUAGACGAAGUUUCGAUCAGUACCAAACCUUCACAAUCUUCUUCAGUAGACGUUGUAUCGGUUAGUACCACAGGUCGGAAAUCGUCUACAGUACAUCCCAUUGUCCGUUCUAACUUAACGGAUGCCAUACCAUCGACACAGUCAAACGUUGCUGUUCAUAAAACACAUACAACGCAACCCAACACAUUUAGCACAAUCACACCUACAUAUCCAUCCAAUCAAUCUAUUGCUGUAAGAGUUUGUUCCUUGUCCAAAACCGAAUCCACAUACAACCAAGACGACGAUCCCUCUAGUUCCAGACACGAUACAAAAUGUCAAAAUAAGAACGACCAAUUGUUGCAAGCACACUGUUCCGAAGAGGGGACUCGUGAAACAAUCGGUAAACUGAGUUCCGAUUGUGACGCGAAAACACCAGCACGCCAACAAGAUGUGUGUGAAUCGAAUGGGGGUCCAACAUUUGACAACACCGUUGACAGGUCAUUUGAAAGCAAGACGCAAUGUGAGGGUGUUGCCAAUCAUAGAGAAGACGAGAUAACAACUAGAAUUACCCUGUGGUGUCCUGGGAUAAAAUCAAAAUUCAACAUAAUAAUCAAACAUCAGAAGGAACUUCUACUGGAUUGUCUUCUGUUGCGAGUAUCUAGCAGUCUGACGAUAUUCCAAACAUUCAUUAAGAAUAGCCGUUCCUCGCAGUACCGAUAUAUUCCGUGCCCGAAUGAUACAUUACAAUCACCAAACGCAACUUUUACUAUAUACGGAGUGCAAGGAACAAUGUUGAACGGUACCUGGUACACAAUUAUUGCGGGAGGCAAGGAAACAGUACAUAUGGCGAACGGGGUGAACAAAGGUGACCUAGUUAUGGCAAUACGACCCCUGGACACAUUCCUAACUCUACUAGAAGAUGGGCCUAGUCAGGAACCGUACAAUAUAGAUGUAAUCGACAUCGCCCCACAGCAAUACAUGGUGAUAGACGUAAAUCCAAUGCAUGAUCAUACGAACGGCUUCAUCGUCAUCCUCCAUCAAGUUAACCCUCCAGUGGCCUGCACCAUGUUCCACUACGGUUCAGCAGCAGAUUUUGUGAUCCCAAGCCUCCUACAUCCCGCUACAGAGUAUAAACUACAGUUCUUCAGGAUUCGUUCGAUACAUGCCACAGAUGACGUGUAUAUAGGGAAUUCACACUCAACUGUGAUCAAGUUCACCACAUACAUGACUCAGAACGAGGUGUUGGAACUUUACCAGAAAGCUGUGAGAUUCCUGUCAGCUCACUCUGCAAAUUUUACAAAUAUUUCCUUUUUCUAUCGGAAUAAAUCGGACGAGUAUUACAGCCGAAUUAUGAAUACAGAUGGCGUCAUGCACAAGUACCUCAAAAACUGGGGAGGAGAUCAGGCCUCGACACUCAACAGAAAAAUAGAAGGUCUGUUCUUUAGCGCAAAUAUAGAUCCAGUGACACUUGCUCCCCCCAAUAUUUCAUUUUUUGGUUCAGUGAGGUUGCAUGUUCCGACGUAUUUUCUUUUGAACCGCAACGUCAAUAUGUACUUCUCUGACUUUUACUGUCAUCGUGUGAAUCACAAGGUCCAAAUUGUCCUGACGGUCAAGGGCAGCCCUACUGACCGCUUCUGUCGACAGCGGCUUGUUUUGCUUGAUUCAACCAACAACCCCUUCCUCAUCAGAGCAGUGUACGGAUUCAGUGAAAUCGUCCGAGUAACAACGAACAUUACAGUGGAAGUUUUCUACACCGAGGACGUUCCAAUCAAGGCCAUGAUGUGUUUCGACAACGUGUUCUUUACCAAGACGUCACAGGAGGGGAACGCUCUAAGCAUGGUAAAUGGCGUUCCGAAGAAUAAAGACUGUAGAAUAUGUAAUUUGGACAGUUUUCUUCGUGCUCAUAAUCUAAUGUGAUUCUGUCUGUUUAUAUCGAUAGACUUUUGUAAUGAGCACCGUUGAACAAAUAUCACUGGGUUUUUUAAACAGAUUUUUUUUCUGUUGAAAAAUGGCAGAUACACGCCGUAGAGGCAGUCGUGUGAUUAUCCACGUUAUUUACCGUAUUCUUUCUGCUCUAAACGGCGGUAAGAUAGUGUAAUAUUGAUUGUGAAUAUCGCAUUGAAAGCCCUAUCUAUAGUGAAUUUACUCUCGGAGGCAUUUAUAGAUACAACAAAUAAUCAUGACAUUUCCCGAAUCUCAUUUUAUGAACUUCAGGUAACCCGUCCACAUAUGUGCCUGGGUUUAUCGGUGAACUCAAAAUAACCCGUCUACUUAUAUGCCUCGGUAUCUCAGUGAUCUCAAAAUAAGCCGUCUUCUUGUAUGCCUGGGUAUCUCGGUGAACUCAAGGUUACCCGUCUACGUACAUACCUGGGUAUCUCGGUAAACUCAACGUAACCCGUCUACAUAUACCUGGGUAUCUCGGUAAACUCAAAGUAACCCGUCUACUUACAUCCCUGGGUAUCUCGGUGAACUCCAGGUUACCCGUCUAUUUUUAUACCUGAGUAUCUCGGUGAACUCCAGUCCAUUAAAGACAAGACGAAGUCUUUAUAACGGAAACAUUAUUUGCAUCUUGACAGCAAAACUUACCUAGAACAAUGAUGCCAUGAAAUGUUUAAGCUGGCAUCGGGACGGGGAAAUUCCUUAUCAAAGUGGCUUAGGGUGUGUAUAAAUAUGCAUAGUGAUUAACGUAUACAAUCAAAGCUCACCACAGCUUGAGUUGUGCUCCUUCGGAGAAUACACAGAAACGUUAAGUGAGGUCGUAGCAACACGGAAAAAACAGCGUGAACUACUCCUGAAAUUAUCUUCUACAAAUGAAGUAAUUGAAUAAAGGCUCGAUCUCGAAUAUCAGACUACAGAACUGUAAGUUAUCCAAAAAGAGAACGAACUAGCAAAGAAAUUCACUGAAAAAUACGACUAUGAAUUAACAUUUACAAUGGGUAAGUGAGGCUUCAAACUUUCUAGGAAUAGCAAAAUACAAGUGUGGAGACCUAGACAAAAAUAUCUUAAUUAGAAAGACUAAGAAAUUCAUUGAUGAACGUUCGAGUGGGAUUGAAGGAUUGAAAAGGGCACCUAUACAUAUACUCCAAACAACGAAACAUUGUGCCAACAAUACGACAAUUAUUAAGCGCCUUGAGUUGACAUUAUUAACUUUUGAACACAAUAAACAGACAUUGCUUCAAUACAGAAGUAAAUGAAGAACGUUAAGUGACAGCUGGAACAAGGAGAAAGAAGACCAUUCUGAACAGCCCUCGACUACUGAAGAAAAGACAAUACGUCUCUUCCAAAACUAUUACACCACCAUCUCCUCUAGGUCUUUCGCCGACAAAAUUAAAUUCCAGAGCUUGUGCGCGCUGUUCCAUUUGAUCAGUUCUAACCUACCGUUGAGUCGUCGACGACUCCGUUCAAACAGAAACAUAUUUGGUGAUAAACAGUAUUCAAUGGGAUCAACAGUUCCGAUCUCGGUGUAUUUGACGGAAUUGAUAAGAACGCGUCAUCCUUGAAUGUUGUGCGCGCUUUCCUGUAUGAUAACUUCAAUACUUACACUUAUUUACUGUACUUCGCUCAGUCUCAGUCAUGGGAACACACUGCAUCAGCUCAUCUGAAUGUAGCGGACGAUGAAGCCAUUUAAAACAUCGACGGCAUCACGUUUUGGCAAACAGGUGUCCGUGUUCGAGAGUGGUUUCCCAGAAAUGUCUAUCGCAUUCAACAUGAAGAUACUUGCCAGCUAUGAUUUCAUGUGUUCGAACAUUGAAGGUGUUAUGGCUGGUAUGCUCUUCUGGAUUGUUUCCUUAAAUAUGACAUUAAUGUACAGUGAUAUCUCUAAGCAUUUGAUAAGAGUGGGACUCUUUAGUGUUACUGGUUACUUCUGUUUCGUUAAACCUGUCAAUAAAGUUGACCAUUUCAGUAAAAGAUGAAA
Pecten maximus is the source of this 5689-nucleotide messenger RNA. RefSeq names its product mucin-17-like. The coding region runs from base 58 to 3690 and encodes 1210 amino acids. NCBI's taxonomy places the organism in Eukaryota, Metazoa, Mollusca, Bivalvia, Pectinida, Pectinidae. The transcript is spliced from 5 exons. The record is from RefSeq and is a predicted model, not a curated record.